This is a messenger RNA of Colletotrichum godetiae, 1855 nucleotides long. RefSeq lists its product as uncharacterized. Lineage: Eukaryota; Fungi; Ascomycota; Sordariomycetes; Glomerellales; Glomerellaceae. The transcript has a single exon. The record is from RefSeq and is a predicted model, not a curated record. Bases 175 to 1581 code for a protein of 468 amino acids.
AGGCCCACCACUCAAUCACUCUCCUUUAGGACCAUCUCGCCUAAUCAUACACACUCACCACCUCUUCUUUUCGCAUCGCCUAUCUCUUUUGUUUACCUUACGUGUGUGUUGUUUCUUGUUUUGUCCACUCAAGCUAGUCUUUAGUUUCUACGACAUCCAAACAACACCGCCAUAAUGCAGUACUCCUUCGUUCAACUCUUUGUCCUUUCUUACCUGACUGCUCUCGGCCUCGCCCUGCCAGCUGCUAGCCCGGCGCAAGGCAACUCGUUGGGCAGCCACCGGUUCCUCGCGCGAGGUGUCAGACGUCUGGAUACUCGGGCUCCUCAGCAGGAUCAACAAGCCGGUGCCAGCCAAGGCGCAAACAACACCGCCAACGCUGGCGGCGCCGGACGCAAUGGCGUCAGCGAUGCUCAGGUCAUGAACGCCGUCAUGUCCUGGAUGCAGGAUACCGCAAAGGUCACCAAGUUCCUCAACACCGCCACAUCCUUCACCGGCGCCGAGUUCACUAAGCAAGCCACUAUUGCGCUCAACGCCGAGAUCGACGAGCUUAACCACAAGAUGGUUCUCGACGCCGCCUUCCAGGGAACGGACAUGGUCACGCAAGCCAACAACGUGCUCGACACCCAGGGUAACUUCCAGCAGGUCGUCGAUACCCUGCAGAGCAUGGUCACCAACGGUCCCGACACCGCGCAAAGGGACGUCAACUCCAUCAACCAGAACCGUUGUGUCAAUGUCCUUCCCAACAUCGACAUGUACUUUGCUGCCGCUGGCGCCGCCAACAUUCAGUCCGUUCGUCCCACGGGAUGUUUGGAGGUUGAGGGUGCCAACGUCACUCCCGCUGUUCCGCCGCCAGCGGGCGGUGCUCCCGCUGCACCUGCUGCGACUACGCCGCCGAAGGCUGGCAAUGGAAAUGGAAAUACCAACGGAAAUGCGAAUGGCAAUGGUCAGAACAACAACCAGAACCAGGGCAACAACGGCCAGAAUCAGAAUCAAGGAAAUGGCAACCAGAACCAGAAUCAAGGAAACGGCAACCAGAACCAAGGAAACGGCAAUCAGAACCAGGGCAACGACAACCAGAACCAGGGCAAUGAUAACCAAAAUCAAGCAAACGGCAACCAGAACCAGAAUCAGGGCAACAAUGGCGGCCGGAACGGUGGUCAGGAUAUUGGCAAGGGAGUUGGCAAUAAUGGCAAUGGCAAUGGCAACGCCAACACGAACACGAACACCAAUACCAACCAGAACCAGGGCAACAACAACGGUCGUCCCCAGAACCAGAAUCAGGGCAACCGCAAUGGUAAUGGAAAUGCGAACACCAACACCAAUACCAACACGAACACCAACCAGCAGGGCAACAACCAGGGCAACAACCAAGGCAAUAAUGGAGCUCCCAAUAGCAACCAGAAUAACGCCAGCACUGGUCUUCAGCCUGCUACUCUUGGCUCUGGCAACACCAACGCGAAUAACGGCAAUAACAACCAAGGCCAAGGGAAGCCUCAGCAACAAUCACAGCAGGCGCAAAGCCAAGGCGGUUCGACCCUCAAGCCCGCAACGUUGGGUUCGCCAAGCCCCGCUGGCAACUAGACGCCAUCACCUUUGCCACGAGGGGUCACCUACCCUCCCCCAAUUCCCCAAAGGUGGCUGCGCGCAAAGUUCGAGACCCGAUACGAUAAGCGCCCACUUCUCGCUGGCGGACUUGGCCGAGGGGGGCACUAGUACGAAUCCCGCCCUCUGCGACCGAAGUCUGAUGUUGUGGCGGAAAGCUUGAGGCGACACGUGUGGUGGGCCCUACAGGGCUGGGUGUAAGUGGUUGUGUGUGUGUCUCUCUGUCUGCUUCUUCUUCUCUGCUGUGUUAGUC